AUGGCGGCGGUGCCGCUGCUGCUGCUGCUGCUGCUGCUGGGGGCGGCGGCGGCGGGGCCGGGGCCGGGGCCGGGGGCGGCGCUGCGGGAGGAGCUGCUGCUGCGGCCGCUGCCCGCGGGGGACGUGGCCGCCGCCUUCCAGUUCCGCACGCGGUGGGACGCCGACCUGCGGCGGGGGGCCGUCUCUCACUACAGGCUCUUCCCGAAGGCGCUGGGGCAGCUGGUGGCGGCGCAGGGCGUGCGGGAGCUGCACCUCGCCCUCACGCAGGGCUUCUGGCGCACCCAGAGCUGGGGGCAGCCCCCCCUGGGCGCCCCCGCCGGCGCCGAGCUCUGGGUCUGGUUCCAGGACGCCGUCCCCGACGUUGACAAAGCCUGGAAAGAGCUGAGUAACAUCCUCUCGGGAAUCUUCUGCGCUUCCCUGAACUUCAUCGACUCCACCAACACGGUCACUCCGACAGCGUCCUUCAAACCCCUGGGCUUAGCCAACGGGACGGAUCACCGGCUGCUGCGGUACGCUGUCCUGCCCCGGGAGGUCGUCUGCACAGAGAACCUCACGCCCUGGAAGAAGCUGCUGCCGUGUGGCUCAAAGGCCGGCCUGGCCGUGCUGCUCAAGGCUGAGCGGCUGUUCCACAGCAGCUACCACUCGCAGGCAGUGCACAUCCGCCCCAUCUGCCGGGAUGCUUCCUGCCUGGCUGUUUCCUGGGAGCUCAGGCAGACCCUCACUGUGGUCUUUGACAGCUUUACCAGCGGCCAAGGAAAGAAAGACUGGUCCUUGUUUAAGAUGUUCUCUCGCACUCUUACUGACGCGUGUCCUCUGGCAUCGGAGAGCAAGGUCUACGUUGACAUCUCCCCUAAGAACAAGGAAAAAGAGUUACUGGAAGUGACCCCCACUCCAACAUCCGUACACGAAGCUGUUGUCCAGGGAGACAAGAGAACCUAUGCAGUCUACGACCUGCUCAGCCCCUCACUCUUCAAUUCCUCCCGCAGCCUCAACGUGCAGCUGAAGUGGAAGCGGCCCCAAGACAGCCAGGAACUGUCAACACCCGUACUCCACGCUCAGCGCUACGUAAGUGGCUAUGGGCUGCAGACUGGCGAAAUCAGCACUCUCGUCCACAACACUCACCCGUACCGGGCUUUCCCUGUGGUCCUGCUGGAGACUGUGCCGUGGUACCUGCGGCUCUACGUGCACACCCUGACUGUCAUCACUAAGGGGAAGGAAAACAAGCCAAGUUAUAUCCACUACCAGCCAGCCCAGGACCGCAAACGGCCUCACCUACUGGAAAUGCUGAUCCAGCUUCCAGCCAACUCUGUCACCAAGAUCACAAUCCAGUUUGAGAGAGCCUUACUGAAGUGGACAGAGUACACGCCUGACCCGAAUCACGGAUUUUAUGUCAGUCCAUCCGUGCUUAGUGCCCUGGUGCCCAGCGUCAUUGCAAUGAAGGACGUGGACGUGGAGGAGAGCCCGCUCUUCGCCUCGCUCUUCCCUUCCUCCGACGGCUCCAGCUAUUUCGUGCGCCUCUACACGGAGCCACUGCUGGUGAACUUGCCGACGCCAGACUUCAGCAUGCCGUACAACGUCAUCUGCCUGACCUGCACCGUGGUGGCAGUGUGCUACGGCUCCUUCUACAACCUGCUGACCAGAACCUUUCACGUGGAAGAGCCAAGCCGGGGAGGGCUGGCCAAGCGGCUGGCUAACAUCAUCCGUAAGUUCAGGGGCGUGCCGCCCCUCUGAGGGCAACCAGGGCCGCUGGCGCUGGACACAGGGCUCGGUGGAAGCCCAGAGCUCUGUGGGGAGACCCAGGGAGCAGAGCGCUGCUGCCUCCUGUCUUUGCUGCCUGCGUCUCUCCUGGGUCCUACAAGCUGAGAUUGCUUCCGUGAUUAAGAUGGAAGAGGGCUCUAAGCGCAGUAACUCCCAAACUGCAUUCACACAGGAUUAGGAAAUGUGCAAGUCGUCUGUUUGGGUGAGGGGUAACUUAUUUACCAGGAACAAUGCUGGAAGUAAACUUGAGCUGUUUUGUA
Molecule: messenger RNA, 2018 nt
Organism: Cygnus olor (mute swan)
Lineage: Eukaryota; Metazoa; Chordata; Aves; Anseriformes; Anatidae
Gene: PIGT
Product: phosphatidylinositol glycan anchor biosynthesis class T
Exons: 12
Coding region: 1-1731 (576 amino acids)
Biological process (GO): attachment of GPI anchor to protein
Cellular component (GO): GPI-anchor transamidase complex
Source: RefSeq, a predicted model, not a curated record